GCCUCUUCCCCGUGUUCCUUUUAACAGUCCUGUUCUUUCGCUGGGAUGUGAGCAGAUGUUGCCCUUCCCCGCUGCCAAUGUGAAGUAUCAGAAGAGAAGAGUUGGAACUUUCUGGGACAAGAGAGGACUGUUCAUUCUCUCAUUCUUUGGUUUUAGUAAGUGAAGAGCUCCAAGAAUUGCAAGUGAAGACGAGGAUUGCUCCUCCUGCCCAGGGCCUGUCAUGGAUGAAGAGACUCAGCACAGCCUUGAAUGCAUCCAGGCUAAUCAGAUUUUUCCCAGGAAGCAGCUGAUCCGAGAGGAUGAGAACCUUCAGGUGCCCUUCAUUGAGCUGCACGGGGAGAGCACGGAGUACGUGGGACGAGCAGAGGAUGCCAUCAUUGCCCUCUCCAACUACAGGCUCCACAUCAAAUUCAAGGAAUCUGUUGUCAAUGUUCCAUUGCAGCUCAUUGAGAGUGUGGAGUGCCGGGAUAUAUUCCAGCUUCAUUUGACUUGCAAGGACUGCAAGGUUAUCAGGUGUCAGUUCUCCACCUUUGAGCAGUGUCAGGACUGGCUGAAGAGGCUCAACAACGCCAUCCGCCCCCCGGCCAAGAUAGAGGACCUGUUCUCCUUCGCCUACCACGCCUGGUGCAUGGAGGUUUAUGCCAGUGAGAAGGAGCAGCACGGGGACCUGUGUCGGCCAGGAGAACAUGUCACUUCCAGGUUUAAGAACGAGGUGGAGCGGAUGGGGUUUGAUAUGAACAAUGCCUGGAGGAUUUCCAACAUCAAUGAGAAGUACAAGCUGUGUGGCAGCUACCCCCAGGAGAUCAUCGUCCCUGCCUGGAUCACGGACAAGGAGCUGGAGAGCGUGGCCAGCUUCCGCUCCUGGAAGCGCAUCCCCGCCGUGGUGUACAGGCACCAGAGCAAUGGGGCAGUGAUCUCCCGCUGCGGGCAGCCCGAGGUGAGCUGGUGGGGCUGGAGGAACGCCGACGAUGAGCACCUGGUGCAGUCCGUGGCCAAAGCCUGUGCCUCAGACUCCAGGUCCAACAGUAACAAGUUAAUGAAUGGGAAUUGCUCCAGAGAUCUGCCCAACGGAGGGGACCUCUCUGAUGUGGAAUUUGACUCCUCCAUCUCCAACGCCUCAGGAGCAGAGAGUUUGGCAAUCCAGCCUCAGAAGCUGCUGAUCCUGGACGCGCGAUCUUACGCGGCAGCCGUGGCCAACAGAGCCAAGGGGGGAGGCUGUGAGUGCCCAGAAUAUUACCCCAACUGUGAAGUGGUGUUCAUGGGGAUGGCAAACAUCCACUCCAUCCGCAAGAGCUUCCAGUCGCUGCGUCUGCUCUGCACACAAAUGCCAGACCCAGGAAAUUGGCUGUCAGCUCUGGAGAGCACCAAGUGGCUGCAGCACCUGUCGGUGCUCCUCAAGUCGGCGCUGCUGGUGGUGCACGCCGUGGACCGCGACCAGCGGCCCGUGCUGGUGCACUGCUCCGACGGCUGGGACCGCACGCCCCAGAUCGUGGCCCUGGCCAAGCUCCUGCUGGACCCCUACUACAGGACCACAGAGGGUUUCCAGGUGCUGGUGGAGACGGAGUGGUUGGAUUUUGGCCACAAGUUUGCAGAUCGCUGCGGCCACGGGGAGAAUUCGGACGACCUGAACGAGCGCUGCCCGGUGUUUCUGCAGUGGCUGGACUGUGUCCAUCAGCUCCAGAGGCAGUUCCCCUGCUCCUUCGAGUUUAACGAAGCAUUCCUUGUGAAGUUGGUGCAGCACACCUACUCCUGCCUCUUUGGAACAUUCCUGUGCAACAAUGCGAAAGAGAGAGGAGAGAAACACACUCAGGAACGGACCUGCUCCGUCUGGUCUUUGCUGCGGGCAGCAAACAAAGCCUUCAAAAACCUGCUCUACUCCUCCCAGUCGGAAUCUGUGCUGUAUCCCGUGUGCCAUGUGCGGAACUUGAUGCUCUGGAGCGCCGUUUACCUGCCCUGCUCCUCGCCCUCCACGCCCGCCGACGACACCUGUGCCCCCUACCCUGUGCCAGGCUCUAGCCCCGAAGAGCAGCCUCUGGGCAGGCUACCAAAGACAAGAUCCUUUGACAAUCUGACGACAGCCUGUGACAGCAGCGUGCCUACAGCCAACCGCCGCAGCAGCGACCCCAGCCUCAACGAGAAGUGGCAGGAGCACCGGCGCUCCCUGGAGCUCAGCAGCCUGGGCCCCCCCGGGGACGACCCCUUCGAGGGGGACGGGCUGGGCAGGCAGGGCAGGGCCCCCGUGGGCGCAGAGCUCUCUGUGGCAGCCGGGGUGGCAGAGGGACAGAUGGAGAACAUUCUGCAGGAGGCCACUAAAGAUGAUGUUGGGCUGGAGGAGCACUUGAGGGGUGGCCUGGAGGCAGCAGGGAAAGGGGAUGAGGUUGGCCUGGAUAAGGAGAAGAGAGCUGACAAUCUGUGUGGGGAAAAGGCCGAGGUGGAUGCAGGUACCGUAACGAACAAUCCCACAGCCAACCCACACCCAGCCUCACAUGGUGCUGCAGAGCUCAAAGGACAGCAGGACGAGCUCAGUGACCCCAGCUGCGCUCUCCAGAAGGCACCUCAGGGGAGAGGACUGCAGGCUGCUCCUUCUGAGGGCUCCGGAAACAGAGAUGCUCCAAACAACACGGAGGAGGAAGGUCUUGGGAAAGGUGAAGGAGAAGCAGAGAGCCCGUGUGGCACAGCCCAGGCCAGCCUUGCCUUCCCUCUGACAGCCCUGCUGGAGGAAAGGACAUCCAACAUCGAAAACUCCACAGAAACCUUAACAGAGCCCGAAGCGAAGCCCGAGCUCACGGCCAGGGCCCCGUGCCACCGACGUCACCCCUUCGACAACAGCGCUGACGAGCUGUCCCGAACCCUGCACAGCAGGCCGGAGGGGGAGUGCAUGAUAGAGCUCCAAAAACUGGGAUCAAGAGUGCACAGGACUUCUGGUAGCAGCACCACUCACCUCCCGAUGCCUUCCCCUUGUGCCUUGCCUCUAGCAGACCGCAAAGACGAGCUGGUGUAUAAUGGGGAGCUGGAGCUGGAGAACAAACUGGUGGAGAAACCCGCGGGAUUCGCGGCCCCCAGAUUCCCCGCCACCAACGGACACUGCGUCAACGGCGACGACGGGCGCAUCAAGGACGUCUAUUCCCGACUCGGAAAGCAAUCUGGAUCAGAACUGCUUGUCUCGCUGCAGCACAGAGAUUUUCUCUGAAGCCAGCUGGGAGCAGGUGGAUAAACAGGAUACAGAGGUGACACGGUGGCUCCCGGACCACCUGGCCGCGCACUGCUACGGCUGCGACAGCGCCUUCUGGCUCGCCAGCCGGAAACACCACUGCAGCGGGAUCCUGUGGGAUUCUCCUUGCCCAGCUCCUCCCCCUUUCCUGCCUGUCCUGUCUGUGUGUCCGUGUCCCCGCGCGUGCGUGUGUGUGUAUAUAAUAAUAUAUCUGUUUGUUUGCGGGAGGGUCCUGGAGGUGGGGAGGGAGCUGCUGAGAGCCAGGAUCCCUGGGGUAUUUAUCUGUCCCACUGCAGAACUGCUGCAGAACGAGGAUUCUGGGGAGCAGGGAGCAGAGGGAGCCGGGCCGGCCGGAGCGCAGAGCCUGAAUAGCUGCAGCCUCCAGUGCUUUCAAUCACUCCUGUUAUUCCAAACCCGAAACUGCUGUUUGGGAACCUGUUGCUGCUAGAAGAGAUGGGAAUCUCCUUCCCCAGAGACCUUUUCCCUCUCUGUUCUCACAGUGGCUGCCCGAGGGGCUCUCAGUCAGGUUCCUGGCUCUGUACCUGCACACACAAUCCGUGAGCUCUGAGCCCCCGCAGCAGGAACACCUGGAAUGCUGGCUCGGGAAUGCGCGAGCUGUGGUGAGAGCCGAGCCAGGCGUCACAGCGACCCUGCAAUUCCUGCCUCAGUCCAGCAGGACAGGAGCAGAGCUCUGCCUUGUCCCUGCCCCAUCCGUGUGGGUCCCUCUGGGAGCAGAGCACUGCCAUGGCCAGGCCUGGCUGCUCACUCGCACUUUACUGGACGAUCCAAACUGGCGGAAGGCGGCCGGGGCUCGGCCUGUGAGCGUUGUGCUGGUGCCGGGCACCCUCCUGGGAUGCUCCUCCUUUCCCAGGCUGUGUUCAGUGAACUCCAGAUAGGAAAAGCUGCCUGAGGAGCUUAAAACAAUCCCAAAUACAUGAUGGAUUCCCCUUCCUCCUUCUGUCCCAAUCAGACUCACCUCACCGAAGGGUGAAACUCCCAAAUGUCCGUUUGUAACCAACUGGUAGGUGCUCAUCCCUUUCCCUUCCCAUAGAUCCUGCUUAGUGCAAUCCAGCAAGGAGGAAGAGUAGAUCCUGCUCACGGUGCAUUCCCUAGGCACAAUCCCAAAUUCUCUAUGGUACUCCAAGAAUCCUGCUGGAGUAUUUGAGAGUUCUAGAUCCAACAGCUCAAAAUCCAAGAAACCUUGGGAAAGGAGCAUUUCCCUUCCCUGGAAUGUCACAAUCACAUCAUCCAAAGGGGGGUCACGUGGAGAAACCAUCUGGCAGAGCUCAGAGCUCUCUUGGGGAGACACUGAGGUGGUUGGAGUGUGCCCUUCCCACCCUGCCAGGAUCCCUGCACUGCUGUGAAUGCCCAGGAAGGAGGAGGCUGCGUCCUUGUGGCCACGGGCUCUGGGAACGGACGGAGCAUCUUGGGAUCUCCCUGGCACAGGUGUAGGGACAGAGACGCUGGAAGUGGAGUGAAGGAUGGGCUCUGCAGCCCAGGCAGGUGCAGGCUCUGUGGGGCUGAAGGGAGGCACAGGCAGGGCUGUGGUGCAGAGCAGGACGAGGUGGCAGGGCCGGGCUGGGGACACCCCAACCCCAGGAGUGGCUUUGGGGGUGCGGAUCAGCCGGAGCCUCCGCACGUGCCAAGAGGGGCCGGGCUGGGAUGUACAGUGUGAAUAAAAGCUUGCAGCUCUUUAGGCUUUUUUGGAUCGAUGAAGCACUUUUUUUAUUAAUAUUAUUUUUUCUUUGUAUGUAAAGGAGGAAGCCGUCUCUCCGUAGCUGUGUACAGAAAUAACCCUUCUCUCCGCAAGAGAGUAAAGUGCUCCUAUAUUUUUCAUUUUUGUCAAAAGCGAGAAGUAAAUACUUUAGAAUUGUUAAAUAUAUAAAUAAAAGUGAAUAAAGUUUAGACUUUUGCAUGGGA
This is a messenger RNA of Zonotrichia albicollis (white-throated sparrow), 5131 nucleotides long. The record is from RefSeq and is a predicted model, not a curated record. NCBI's taxonomy places the organism in Eukaryota, Metazoa, Chordata, Aves, Passeriformes, Passerellidae.